Molecule: messenger RNA, 2009 nt
Organism: Mercenaria mercenaria
Lineage: Eukaryota; Metazoa; Mollusca; Bivalvia; Venerida; Veneridae
Exons: 3
Coding region: 27-617 (196 amino acids)
Source: RefSeq, a predicted model, not a curated record
AACAGACGUUUUCUUGGCAAGUAAUCAUGACUUCACUCUUGAGCAGAAGUAGUUCUGUUAACGAGACUAACAUACCUGUUACAGGCUCUUCACUAGCUAGAAGCCUUUCUUACAGCGCCACGCGCAGAAACGGCUCUCCGUCCGUACAAUUUAGUUCUGAUGAUGCGCUGAAAAAUGCUACACGGGUUAAAUUUUGUUUAUUAGAUGCAAAGGCGCAAAUGGAUAAAUUUGUAAAGGAAUAUCCGCUGUACUGGGACUUAUGGAACAUAGCCGUUGUUAUAAGAUACGGUGAUGCCGAGAAAAGGUUACCAAGCAUAGCGACCCAACUGGACAGGAGUAAAUUAGAGAGCUUGCUAUUGGUCAAGAAUAUUCUAACAACAAUGGGAGACAAUCUUGUGAAAACCUUGAAGCCAUCCGUACAGACAGACAAACAGCUUUCGUCAUAUCUUGAACGGGCAGAACAUGCUACUGGAAAUGCAAUGGUUUCGUGUGUGAAUGGUACACCUGAGUUCCGUUUCGAAAAGUCUGAACAAAAAGAUCUGUAUUCCUCGAAUGAUAUAAUGUCAGCAGCAAUGAUUAUACAGCGAUACCUGGCGGAUGUUACAAAUGGAAUUUGAAAAUAAGUUAACUUAAUGUGAGGUCGAUAUUAGGACUUAUCGGCCUGGGGAAAGUAGUACUUAAAGUGGACGUAGUUUAUACCAAAGGAAAUGUUUAUAAUAAUAUAUAAUUGUAGAUUUUACAGCAUUGGCAUAUGGUGAGACCUGGUUCAGACUAAAAUAAUAUUGACAGAGACGGCUGUGCAUAUUUAUACUGUUCCGGGCGCAAAUCAUAUGAAAAGUCCAUAACUGUUUACACUCAUAAAUAUCCAACUGGAAAAGGCACUGCCAAGUACGCAGAUUAUCAAACCCAAACUCGACAGCAAGGUAGCUUUUGGUGGUGAAGGAAUGCCCCUCCAGAAAUUGUUUGUUUAAGGCAUGAGCGGGUACUUGGGUAGAACCACCUACCUUCCGUAAGCUAGCUGAAUGGCUUCCUCACAUGAAUAAAUCUUCACCCCAAGCGAAGAUAGAACCCAUAUCGGUGAGGGGCAAGUGAUUCUAAGUCAGCGACCGUAACCACUCAGCCGUGGAGGUCCCCUCUUCAAAGAUACAAGUAUAAAUAGAUUAAACACAAUUAUUUUAUAAUGUUUCAUCCUCUUAUCUUACAUUCGAAGGAUCUUUUCAUAACUUUUUACAGGUAUAUUGAUGAUAUUAUUUUUGUGUUUUAUUUUCAAAUUACGGGUAUUUCGUUUUAUGCUGCCUUAGUGUUAUUACAUGUUUAAUUAAAGAUCUGUAUAUUACUGCUUUUUUUUAAACUACAACGUACCAUUCAUAUUCAAGGGGAUUUUUCUGAUUAAUUGAUUAAUUAGAUAAUUAGUCACAUGCUUAAUUACGACAAACUCAAAUUUAUUGUUAAUUUUUGUUCGAAACAGAGAUUGAUCACCUGGACCUUAUGGUACGCAAUAGACGUGUAUCAUACCAAGGGUACAGAAAUAACCGAUGUUUCACAUCGCUCUAAACAACUAAUUCGCUAUUCUAACAUAAGCAAUGUUCUUGCGAAAAAGAAACUAAGAUAUGAUUUUUCUUAUUUUCGAGUUGGCGUUCAAUUAUUGUCGUUUAUUAUUACAAGCAUGUUAUCUGAUUACUUGUAGUUGUUUCUCCACAUACAAAUGUAUUAAAAUGUUUCUCCACGUGUUACAUUUAUGCUAAGUACUACAUGUAUUACUACUCUCAUAGUUCUUGUCGAUGUUCUAAUCAUACGAUGACGUUUCCUUUUACUUAGUUACAUUUAGAGCUUUAGUGUAUGUUGAAACAGUUUUUAAUUUGUUACUGUGAUAAUAAGAAUAAAGUUCUUUAUGAACAGUGCUAGGAUUGAAAAUAUAUAGCAUUAUAUAGCACAUUAAUUUUGUUAACGUUAGUAAAGAAAAAUGAUGCAAAUGCUAGUCAUUGUUAUUUAUAUGUUCAUGUACCAUC